CUAUAAAUAAAUGGGCAGAAGCCUUUGAGUUGCACACAACACACACACCCCUUCCUUCUCCUUCAGAUUUUUUGUUUUUAAUAAUUAUUUCAGACAAUUUUUAAGCAUCAUCUGGCAAACCAAUUAGCAGGGAAAGCUUAAGAAUCCAUGGCGAGUAAGGGUGUGAUUGUUUCUGCAGUUCGAGCUCUUGCUUCAUCAGGAAGCUCAGCAUCAUCAACAACUUUCACCAGGCACCUCCAUGCAUCUGGUGGAAGCAAAAAGAUUGUUGGGGUGUUUUACAAGGCAAAUGAGUAUGCAGAGUUGAACCCCAAUUUUCUGGGUUCUCAGGAGAGAGCUUUGGGGAUAAGGGACUGGCUGGAAUCACAGGGCCACAAGUAUAUUGUCACCGAUGACAAGGAUGGACCAAAUAGUGAACUAGAGAAACACAUUGAAGAUCUUCAUGUUCUCAUAACAACCCCCUUCCACCCUGCCUAUGUCACGGCUGAACGGAUCAAAAAGGCGAAGAAUUUGCAACUGCUUCUAACAGCUGGAAUUGGCUCUGAUCACAUUGAUCUGAAAGCUGCAGCUGCUGCCGGUUUGACAGUGGCAGAGGUCACGGGAAGCAAUGUGGUUUCGGUUGCAGAAGACGAGCUCAUGAGAAUCCUCAUUCUCGUCCGCAACUUCGUACCUGGACAUCAGCAGAUUGUAACCGGGGAAUGGAAUGUUGCAGGUAUUGCCCACAGAGCUUAUGAUCUCGAAGGAAAGACAGUGGGGACGGUUGGUGCUGGACGUAUUGGUAGGCUUUUGCUCCAAAGGUUGAAGCCUUUCAACUGCAAUCUUCUCUAUCAUGAUCGCGUCAAGAUUGACCCCGAAUUGGAGCAACAGACUGGGGCAAAGUUCGAGGAGGAUCUGGAUGCAAUGCUUCCGAAAUGUGAUGUUAUCGUUGUCAACACACCGCUUACUGAAAAAACAAGAGGACUGUUUGACAAAGAAAGAAUUGCGAAGUGUAAGAAGGGAGUCCUGAUCGUUAACAAUGCUCGUGGGGCAAUCAUGGACACGCAGGCUGUUGUUGAUGCUUGCUCCAGCGGACACAUUGCAGGUUACAGUGGUGAUGUUUGGAACCCACAACCAGCUCCAAAAGACCAUCCAUGGCGUUACAUGCCAAACCAUGCUAUGACCCCUCAUAUAUCCGGUACCACAAUUGACGCACAGUUGCGUUAUGCUGCUGGGACGAAGGAUAUGCUUGACAGGUACUUCAAGGGAGAAGAAUUUCCAGCACAAAACUACAUUGUCAAGGACGGUAAACUAGCAAGCCAGUACCAGUAGUUCGGUGCUCGUGAUGAAGUCUGCUACUUCGUGUUCGCUUGCAGACGCUGACGAUGGUGUAGGUCCAUAUGAAUAAUGUAGCCAAAAGCUUUCAACUUUAGGGUCUGUGCACCCAAUGUUUUUAUCUUCUUUGUUUCACCGGUUGUAUGGCCGUAUAGGCCACCGGUUUAAUCUGAGCAUGCGUCACUAUGUCUAUGUGAGACUUGUGAGAGUAUUUUCCCUUUCAAUAAUAAGAACUUGUUACUGUUCUAGUU
This is a messenger RNA of Pyrus x bretschneideri (Chinese white pear), 1559 nucleotides long. RefSeq names its product formate dehydrogenase, mitochondrial. Bases 148 to 1305 code for a protein of 385 amino acids. The record is from RefSeq and is a predicted model, not a curated record. Lineage: Eukaryota; Viridiplantae; Streptophyta; Magnoliopsida; Rosales; Rosaceae. Gene Ontology annotation, molecular function: formate dehydrogenase (NAD+) activity; oxidoreductase activity, acting on the CH-OH group of donors, NAD or NADP as acceptor; NAD binding. The transcript is spliced from 6 exons. Gene Ontology annotation, cellular component: chloroplast; mitochondrion.